Psylliodes chrysocephalus is the source of this 1832-nucleotide messenger RNA. Lineage: Eukaryota; Metazoa; Arthropoda; Insecta; Coleoptera; Chrysomelidae. The record is from the annotation of a GenBank genome assembly.
CUCUUGGCGUUUAAAGUAAGCUAAUCGUUCCUUUUAUUUAUUGAUGUAUUUGACUUUGACUUAAACUGCUUUUUUUGAGAUAAGAUAAACAAAAUCUAACACCUGAUUUAUUUCUAGUUGGAUAGCAAAUAUACUCGUAUUUUUCUACUGACGAGUUUGUGCUUUAGUGAAAUUGUGUUUAGUGAUUGUGGUUUUGAAGAAAAUGAAACGUUUGGUUAGAAGAUCUAGCGAUAAGGACAUAGAAGUUGCAGACCUGUGGAAAAAACGCGGGAAAACCGUAAGGUCUCCCUCGCCGCACAAUGCGUUCAAAAGAUGGCGGAUCAAGUCUAACCUCAAAGCGGCCGAAUCGAAGAACGGACUCGACGGUUCCAAGUUAGCCAUUAAUUCAAAAGAUAGGACCGAAGAUGACAUGUCGUUGCUCAAAUUUUUAGCCAUCAAUGCAUUAGAUCUCAGUGCUCCUGCAAGCGAUGUACUACUGAAAAGUCGCAGCAGCAAUUGGUUCCAGUUAAGCGGACAUCCCGAUAGUUUAGCGCCUGCAGGUCCCGGAACAGUAUGGAAGAAAAGAUCUCCAAACUCCGAUGAUACCGAAAGAAUAGUAUACGAAGAUCUUUCACAAGAUCCCAACCUGUGUGACAUCAUACCUAGAUAUUAUCGCGAGGUUGAAUACCAAGGAGAAAAGUUUAUAGAAUUGCAGGACUUACUACAUGGUUUUCAGGACCCCUAUGUAAUAGACAUAAAAAUGGGCACCCGCACCUUUCUAGAAUCCGAAGUCGAAAAGACAGCGGCUCGCCCUGACCUGUACCAAAAAAUGAUCGCCAUAGACCCUCGCGCACCAACUGAACAAGAACGCCAAACCAAAGCUGUCACCAAGCUGCGCUACAUGCAGUUCCGCGAACAACAAUCUUCCACGUGCAGUCAAGGCUUUAGGAUCGAAGCUAUGAAAUGCAGAGGAUCGCCACCGGUUACCGACCUCAAGAAAGUCAAAUCGAGCGACGAGGUCGUCAAUACGUUGGACAGGUUCAUAGGAGGCCGUGAGGACAUUAGGCAAAGACUGUUAGCGAGAUUGUGCGAGAUUAGAUCGAAGAUCGAAAGCUCCGAUUACUUCAAUAUUAGGGAAGUCGUUGGAAGUAGUCUGUUUAUUGUCUACGAUGAUACUAAGGUUGGAGUUUGGAUGAUCGAUUUUGCGAAAAUAAACAAAUUGCCUGAAGGACAGACUGUUAAUCAUAGAACACCUUGGAUGCAAGGAAAUCACGAGGAGGGACUACUUUUUGGAUUUGAUAGACUUAUUUCUAUAAUAGAAAAUAUCAAGAAUACCCCUCCCGAUAACAAGAAGGACCACUUCGCAAAGCAUGUAGCAGCUGUCAGUGUCAAAUCUUGAGCAGCUGUUCGACGCAAAGUCUAUAUUGACUUAAGCUCACCGAAGUCCUUGACUGGACUCGGGAAGUGGAAUUUUCUCAGUGAAUCUGCGCAUUUGCUUGCAGCGCGGUAUAUAAGAAGAAAGGUGGCCCAGACUUAACGGUCAACUUUUGUAUGUUGAUGGCUUAGUUUAAAUGUAUUGUGGCAUGGCCUGAGUGGCGAUGUAUCUUUUUGUAUAUUUUGUAUGACGAUGGAAGUAUUAAGUGAUUUUUUGUCAUUGCAAUUUGGAUUUUUUUGUCUAGUCAUGUUCUGUAAUUUUGUAAUAUUUACAUAUUUAUAACGUAUAUAUAGUUAAUUGUAUAUCAAGUUUUCUGUACUUGAGAUGAGUGUAAAUAUUUGUAUAUAUUGAAUUUUGUAUUAAAUUAUCAUUUUUUAAAUGUUUAUGUACUUAUAUAAUAAAAUAAGUUCUGUAAUAA